This is a messenger RNA of Symbiodinium sp. CCMP2592, 336 nucleotides long. The record is from the annotation of a GenBank genome assembly. Lineage: Eukaryota; Dinophyceae; Suessiales; Symbiodiniaceae.
AUGAUUCUACAUGGGCUGUGGUGCUCAGAUGGAUCCGAGAGCCAGCAUCAUCAAGACGCCCCGCCUUUGGUAUAUCACUGCCGGGUCAUACUGGCAAUGCUGCUGUUGAGCUCAUGGUUUGCAGUUCAAGUGUGGUCAGACAUAGCACGUCUCACCGGGGCCACCCCGCAAUUCUCGAAGCAUGAUGAAGGAUGGCCAAUUGGUGAGUUUUCCAUGUUCGUCCAUCCUUCGGAAACAUCAAACUAUGCACGCUCUCUGUCUCUCGAGAUGUUGGUCAGUUGCGGCCUUUGUGUGAAGAAGUCGCGGGACAUUUGGUCCCCCACGAAGAGGGACUGA